Lactuca saligna is the source of this 675-nucleotide messenger RNA. The record is from the annotation of a GenBank genome assembly. Lineage: Eukaryota; Viridiplantae; Streptophyta; Magnoliopsida; Asterales; Asteraceae.
AUGACAGGAGAGCAGAUCUCUGUGCCCAGUAGUCCUAAAAAUGGUGAGCAUCAUUCUGUUGAUGAACCAAUUCCAAAGGUUAGUAACAGACACAAAUUGGGAACAAUGAUAGGAGUCUUUAUUCCAUGCUUGCAAAACAUUCUGGGAAUCAUCUACUACAUCCGAUUUUCUUGGAUGAAAGGUCUUCCUAUAGUGUUUGAUAGUGGAAGUACCUACACUUACUUUAGUGGAGAAUCUUCUAAAGCUCUAUAUUCCAUGCUUAUGAACGAUAUGAAAGGAAAGAAGGUUUAUAUAACAAAUGAAGAUAAAAGCCUCCCAGUAUGCUGGAAAGGGUCAAAACCUUUCAAGUCAAUUUAUGAUGUCAAAAACUUAUUCGAGCCAUUAAUUUCGAAGUUCAAAAAGUCAAAGUUGCAGUUGAACCCUGAAUCAUAUCUCAUCAUCAGUAAAAAACGGAAACACCUGCUUUGGGAUUUUAAACGGUUCAGAAACAUAUCAUUUCAAGACAAAAUCAUCAUUUACAACAAUGAGAAACAGCAGAUUGGAUGGACUCCUGCAAACUGCAACAGGCUCCCAAAGAUUGUUGGCAUCGCUGGCAUAAAAAGAAAUCAAAAGAAUUAUCAUAUCUUUAUGCCACACAAGAGUUUUCAGCACACAAUGGUUACGUCUCAAUCAUAA